UUGGUCUGGAAUUUGUGUGGGUCAUGGACACCACUGUCGUAUUAAAUAUUCGUUUUUGUUUCUAAUCAGCAUUACUCGACACCCUACGCAUGACAGGGAUAAUAAGGCUGAUUUCACGCUCGCCCAUGCCCACGCUCACGCCCUCCCGAUCAACCAUCGACCUACCCAACACCCAGCACCAUUGCGUCCCAUCCCAUCAAGCGUGACCAAUGUCCGUCGUUGCGUCCUUAUGGUUGAGGAAUAUCCAGGAAGAGCAUGAAUCCUGGGCCUGGGCCCGCCCUUCAGACAGUGACCGGUGAGCAGGUUUGGGCCAUCAUUCGCCAAAUGCAACGCCGAGGCGGCGAACUUCGAGAGGCUUUCCCCGCCGCUCCGGCCUUACCUCGUUUGGGGGGCGAAGGACGCGGCGGGGCUGUGGGGCCACCGCCUCCGCCUUUUCACUUGGGCCGAGGAGCGCCUGAAUUUCCGCGCGUGCCUCUCGUCGUGGGCAAUGUGGGCAAUGCGGUUGGCCACGCCCUGGAUGGACGGGCUGGGUUUGCCCAUCUAGCUGACGAACGCCCGUUGACGGACGUGGGCCCCCUCUCGGCUGAGGGCGGUCUCCCUCCACGUAUCGCUCAGAGCCGAGGUCUCGACGGGGAUGAUGCUCUGGCUGGAGAAGAAAUCAAUGGAUCCGAUUUUCGUCGAAGGCGGAAGGGUGCGCCCUGGUUACCCCAGCACGGAAGUCGGUCUGAAAAUGUGUCGGAUGGCACUUAUCUCUUUCGCCAAGUCUCCGUCAUGGUGGAUGACGAGGACGAUGCGCGCAUUUGUAACAUUCAAAAGGAUGGCCACACCCUUACCUACGCUCCCGAGCAAGAUGCUAGAACGGGCAUGGCGGGGCUCUACAUUGCGCCCCACCCUUUAGGGGACUUACGGUCGUACUUUGAGGUAGAAAUCAAAGGCAAAAGUCCUCAAAUGUCGUGCAUGAUCACAGUGGGUCUUUGCUCGCGUAACUAUCCCCUGGACAUUCAGCCGGGCUGGACUUCCGAAUCGAUUGCCAUGUGCCUCGGUGAUGGGCUCCUUUACCGGGGACGGCCCCGCGGCACACUGUACGGACCCCGAUGCUACCCAGGGGAUCGAGUGGGCUGCGGGAUUAGACGGAGCAAUCAAGGGCCCAAUCAUUUCGUGCAGGUCUAUUUCACCGUAAAUGGCAAGGAGUCAGCACCCGCAGUCGGUUUCCAGUUGCCUCCCGGGGGUCUUCAUCCUGUUGUUGGACUCCAAAAUACCGGAGAGCAGGUCCAAUUGCACUUAUUUACCGGAUAUUCUCCUGAAGAAGACAUCAUGCUCGUGGAUGGUGGCGAUGAAGAAGACUGGGUAAGGAUGCAUGACAUUCGCAUCACACCCGGCCAAAUGCUGGAGUAUGUGGGUCGAGGAAAAUCAUUGGUUGAUGUGGGCAUUGCUCAAGCCAAAACAGCUAUAUCAACGCGAAAUCAUUAUUUUGAAAUUGAAAUCGUUGAUCCUGGCUCACAUUGUUAUAUUGCCAUUGGUUUGGCGCAUAAAGACUAUCCGAAGAGCCGUCAUCCAGGUUGGAACAAAGGCUCCAUUGCCUAUCACGCCGACGAUGGUAAAAUAUUUGCCGGCAGCGGUGUGGGUGCUCCAUUUGGGCCCAAGUGUUAUAAGGGUGAUGUGAUGGGAUGCGGGAUUUUGUUCCCCAAGAACUACGUAUGCAAAAGUGACAGUGACGAGGAACUUGAGCAACAGAGCGGUUGUAAAUUAGAUGAGCGACCUGAAGGUGAGCGACGUCCAAUUGGCCCAGUAACGGAAACUGUCCCAUUAGGGAUCCAAGACUAUGCCAACUACUACUCUAUUGCUGGUCUCGUUUGUGACUCUGGAGACGAUGAAGAGGAAGAGGAAGACGAUGAAAGGCUGAACGAUCAAGGGCUGAUUCAGUCUGGAGUUCAAGUUGAGAUAUACUUCACCAGAAAUGGAACACUAGUGGGCCGAAAGACCCUUCGGAUUCCCAAGGGUGGGUUUUUCCCCACAAUUGGUAUGAUGAGCUCCAAUGAGAAAGUCAGAGUGGAUCUGAAACCAUUGACGGGCUAGAUGAUCUAGAUUGUGAUGGAAAACGGUACAAUAAUCGCUUGUUCAUGGAUUAAUAAACACAUAUUGAAAACACCA
Tigriopus californicus is the source of this 2151-nucleotide messenger RNA. RefSeq names its product SPRY domain-containing protein 3-like. The record is from RefSeq and is a predicted model, not a curated record. NCBI's taxonomy places the organism in Eukaryota, Metazoa, Arthropoda, Copepoda, Harpacticoida, Harpacticidae. The transcript has 2 exons. The coding region runs from base 256 to 2076 and encodes 606 amino acids. Gene Ontology annotation, molecular function: protein binding.